This is a messenger RNA of Williopsis jadinii, 1391 nucleotides long. RefSeq names its product SDR family oxidoreductase. Gene Ontology annotation, molecular function: oxidoreductase activity, acting on the CH-OH group of donors, NAD or NADP as acceptor. Lineage: Eukaryota; Fungi; Ascomycota; Saccharomycetes; Phaffomycetales; Wickerhamomycetaceae. The coding region runs from base 217 to 1266 and encodes 349 amino acids. The record is from RefSeq and is a predicted model, not a curated record. The transcript has a single exon.
ACACGGUUAACACCCAAAGAGAACACGGGAAAGCGUCGUUUACCUGUUUCGGAGGACUACGCGCGGGCGCCAUUCACGCUAACAGUUUCCCGAAUCGUCCACAUAACCUCAAUCGAUUGCGGACUAAACUCCACACUUUCAUCGCUUAUAUAUAUCAAGAAGGGGCAAACGUGUCUGAUGGUCUGAAUAAAUCAAUCUUUACUUGGUUAUACACAAAUGGCUCCUGUUACAGUCCUCAUCACCGGCGCAUCCGGCUUCAUUGCUCUUCACGUCAUUGACGAGCUCCUUCGUAAAGGCUACAGAGUCAUCGGAACAGUCAGAUCGCAAUCCAAGGCUGAUAAAAUUACCGCUCAGUUCAAGAAGGUGUACCCAGACGGUGAUUUGUCCUUUGAGCUUGUUGAAGACAUUGCCGCUGAAGGUGCCUUUAACGAUGUGUUCAAGAAGCAUCCAGAGAUUACCGAAGUGUUACACACUGCGUCUCCGUUCUCCUUCGGGUUGAACAAGUCCUUUGAGGAUGCUUAUUUGACUCCAGCUACAAAGGGUACUCAACACGUAUUGGAGGCAAUCAAGGAAUAUGCACCACAGGUCAAGCACGUUGUUGUCACCUCCUCGUUUGCUGCUAUUGCCAACAGAUCCAAAUCUGGUGAUAAGAGUUUCAUCCACACAGAGGACACCUGGAACCCAAUUGAAUGGUCAGACGUUGACGAUCAGUACAAGGCCUAUACUGCUUCUAAGAAGUGUGCUGAGGUGCUUGCUAGAAAGUUUGUCGAGGCUGAGAAGCCAAAUUUCACCUUGACCACUGUCAAUCCGCCUUAUGUUCUUGGACCACAGCUGUUUGAAGACGCAUUGGAGAACCCAACACUGAACACGUCUGCUGAGAUAGUUCAUCAACUGCUCUCCACACCGGCAGACUACGCCGAAUACCUCAGUGCACCUGUAGGUCUGUCAGUUGAUGUACGUGACGUUGCAAAGUUGCACGUACUUCCAAUCGAGAAGGACUCUCUUGCAGGGCUCAGAUUGUUCCCUGUGAAUGGCGCGUUCAACGGACAAACCCUUUUGAACAUCAUCCACAAUUCAUUCCCAGAGCUCGAUGGCAAGGUUGGUAAGGGUAAACCUGAGGGUGCUGAGGAACAGGUUGCAAAGACACAGGCUUACUACGACACAACAAAGACUCAACAGGCCACUGGGUUGACAUGGAUCCCACUGGAAAAGACCGUGAAGGACUCUGUUGCACAGAUCUUGUCCUACAAAGCACACAAAUUGUGAGCUCUGUAUAGCUUCUCUCUGCUCUUACCCUUACUUAUGUAUAAAACCAACCGGUAGUUCAAAUACAUCCCAACACCAAAUUGACCGAGUAGGCUCCGCAAACCCGAAGCGCGCAAAAUUGGCGA